AUGAACCCUGACUUGCAAGGGCUCAAGGCGUCGGAGCCACACAGCGGCUGGCGGCAGGAGGAUGGCCCUGCGGUCCACCACACACCCUCCAGCCUCCGCAAGUGCUCCAGCGGCCAGCGGAAACGGCGGGCCACAGGGGAUGCUGGAGCGGGCGAGGGAGGGAAGAUUGUCGAGCGGAGGAGAUCGGGUUCAGGCAACGGGAGAGAGGGGGGCGGAGGGAGAACGCAUGAGGGCGAGGGCGAGGGCAGGGGUGGGGGAAGGGGGCGGGGCAAGGCGCAGAAGACAUGGGUGGACGAGUUUGAGCUGGAGGAUAUCCCAGUGGUGCGCAAGGUAACCCGCAUGCUGGAUGGCGGCGCUGCUGCGCGGCACGUGCUGGAUGGCGUGGUGGACCGCUGCGCGCAGAUGCUCAACAUCCGUGAAGCCAUCCUCAGCUACCGCCGCGCCUUCAACAUGCAGGACGCGGAUGCGCGCACGAGGCAGAGUGCUCUGAGCCGCGGUGCGGAGUUCCUGGAGCGCUACGUCAUGCUCAUCGCCUUCGCCUCCUACCUCUCCUCGCCUCUCUUCCGCCCCGCCGCCCCCUCCCUCUGGCCGCGCUCCUCCUCCUCCUCCUCUUCCUCUCUGCCCUCCAUCCCCCCCUCCUCCUCACACACCGCCCUGCCCCGCCUCUGCCCCUCGCUGCCUGCUGCCACCAGCUCCUCUCUCACCGCUGCCACUGGUGAGGCUGCACGCUCAGAUGCAGGGGAGGAUGGUGCAGAGAAAGAGAGAGCAGAAGAGCAAGGUGGGGGGCGGAGUGAGCCAAAGCAGGCCAAGGUUAAUGGAGAAGGAGAGGGGGAAGUGGAGGCGGUGAGCUUCAAGGCGUGGCUGAAGCGGCGGCCGGAGAUCCGGCAGAUGAAGUGGGGCCUGCGCUUGCGCCCUGCCCGCCUCUUCACCAUUCCGGAGGUGGGCGUGCGGCUGCGAGACAGCGAUGCGAGCGCCAGCGGGGCAGCGGGGGCGGGGGAGGAGAGGGAGGCGGAGGAUGCAGUGUUGCGGGCGCGGCGAGGGGCAGUGCUGGGGCGCGGGUCCAUCCUGAAGCUCUCUCUCUUCCCCGGGCUGCAGCCGUCCGCGCUCAACUACUCCAUCCAGAUCCCCCACGUCCCCAACUACUUCGAGGCCCCAGGGUAUCCAGUGCACAGCAUGGCAACACCCACGGUUCAGGGCGCACAGGCCGUGCUCGCCCACCUGGGCGCCGUGCCACAGCCCAAGCCACCACCCUCCACAACACCAGCCGACGGCACCGCUGGUGGCGAGGGCGAGACUGGGAGGGGGAGCGGGGAGCGGGAUGCAAAUGGGGAGGGGGAAGGGGGAGGGGAGGCGGAUGAGAAGGCGGAAAAGAGGGAAGGGGCGGAGGUGGAUGGAAAGGGGGGGCCGAGGGGGGAAGCGGAGGUGGUGAUAGUGGACCUGCGCGAGGAGGCGGUGGUGUACGUGCAUGGCAAGCCCUUUGUGCUGCGCGACGGUGACCAGCCCGCUGCUGCCCUCAAGCACGUGGGCAUCGCCGGUGGUGCUGUGGUGGCCAUGGAGGAGCGGCUCAAGGCAGACAUCCUGCAGGAGGCUGCUCGGUGCGGUGGCAUGGUGCUGCUGCACAAAGAGAGGCCCAGAGAGGGGCACGUGCUGCAGGGCGGGAGCAAGGGUGUGGACGCGGGUGGCAGUGAGAAUGCGGUUGAUGGAACUGCUUCUGCUGCUGGGGGAAGUGGCGGUGUGGAGAGUGGCUCUGCUCCUGCCGUUGCUGCUGGUGUCACGGUCAGUGGUGCCACUGCUGCAGAUGGCGCUGCAGAUGGCGCUGUUGCUGCUUUGCCUUCUGCUGCUGCAGAUGACAGCACUGGUGCACAGCACACGGCAGGCAGCACAGCUGCUGACCCGCCUGCAUCAGGUGCCGCUGUGCCGGUGGGCCCCACGGAGAUCAUCGGCGUGUGGCGUGCGGUGGGGCCGGAUGACGUGAAGACGCCAGCACAGGUGUACGGCGAGCUGAGGGAGCAGCAAGGGUACCUCGUGGACUACCGGCGCAUCCCCCUCACGCGGGAGAGAGUCCCCGUGGCCUCCGAUGUCGAUGCGCUGCAGCUCUACAUUCAACGCCGAGGCCCCAACGUGAAGUUCCUGUUUGUGUCGCACACGGGCUACGGCGCGAUUGCAUACGCCAUGGCCCUCACGUGCCUGCACCUGCAGGCCACCACUCUCCCCUCGCCUGCUCCCCACGCCCCCUCUGCCGCCCCCUCAUCACCCACCGCUGCUGCCACAUCACCCACCACCCUCGCCAAGCCUGCUGCUGCUUCAUCCAUUCCGGUCCCCAAGGCUGGCGGCGGUGGGGGGGGGAAGGGGGAGUAUCGAAACGUGCUGCAGCUGGAGCGGGUGCUGGUGAAGGGGCCGCACUGCAAGCGACUUGUGGAUGCCGUCGCUCACAGGCUGCUGGCGGUGGGGCGGAUAGUGGAGGACGCGGGGGAGUACAGGAGGGCGGUGGAGGCGGUGCAGGGGGACAACACGGUGGAUCGCGACAGGCGGGCGGCACUCACUGACAUGGGCCUCAAGGCGCUCAGGCGCUACUGUUACCUCAUAGUCUACCGUUCCUACCUCUUCUCCAGGGCAUCUGCCAGCGGUGCUGUCAGCAGCAAGGACAAGGCAGUGGUGGAGGCAGGGGGGGGCAAGGGAGGAGCAGGGGGCAGUGGGGAGUCGUUUGGCGCGUGGGUGGCGCAGCGGCCGGAAAUAGAGCACAUGCUACAGCACCUGGUGCUGGAGUGA
Messenger RNA from Closterium sp. NIES-65, 2769 nucleotides. NCBI's taxonomy places the organism in Eukaryota, Viridiplantae, Streptophyta, Zygnematophyceae, Desmidiales, Closteriaceae. The record is from the annotation of a GenBank genome assembly.